Striga asiatica is the source of this 450-nucleotide messenger RNA. Lineage: Eukaryota; Viridiplantae; Streptophyta; Magnoliopsida; Lamiales; Orobanchaceae. The record is from the annotation of a GenBank genome assembly.
UUGCUCUUCGCCACCGGGAAGUCCCUCGAAGACCUCCUCCUAUCCAUUAUUCUCCUCAACCUCUCUGAAUCCGGCUCAGACACCGAUUCUGAUGGCGACCUCUCGAAAACCCAGCUCGCCAGAAAAGAAUUCCGGCUCGAGAAGGAGAUCGUCCUCACUAUCCUCUCUAGCGAGAUCGAGAAGCUGAAACUUAAUUUCUGCCAGGCGGUAACGAUCGACGAGCACCACAUCUGCGAGGGGUUUCAAGAGGAGAUCAGUUCUGAUUAUCCGGAUAAGAAGAAACGCAGUGUUGAUGAUGACGAUGAAAAGGCCGAGGAGGCUGAGAAGGUGAUGAUUGGAGAGCUGAAAGAGCUGAUCGAAAGUGUGGAGUCCGGCAGCGGGCGAAUCCUUCAUCGGACUAUGAAUGUGAAAUCCGGGCCCUUUAUUCAAUAUUUUGAUUUAUUUGCUUGA